Molecule: messenger RNA, 582 nt
Organism: Sordaria macrospora k-hell
Lineage: Eukaryota; Fungi; Ascomycota; Sordariomycetes; Sordariales; Sordariaceae
Source: RefSeq, a predicted model, not a curated record
AUGUUCGCAAUCCUCCGUGGCCACCCCAACAAAGACCUCGCCGACCUCGGCGAGCAACACAUGCAACACGACUUACAGCCCGAAGACCGCGCCCGUCUGCGCAAGGCCGCCAGCAAAGUGUCCACGCACGCCACGCUCGGCUCUCUCCUCGGUCUAGGUCUGGGCCUCGCCAUGGCCUGGCGUAUCCGCCAGAAUCGCCAGUCGUUGUUCAACGUUUUCCGCAUGGUGUCCAAGCCGACCGAGGUGGUGUUUGCUAAUGGUCGAAGGGAACCAGUCCCAGACCUAGAACCCCUCCUCCGCCCUACCCGCUGGGGUGACAUCGCCACAUACACAGCUUUCGCACUCGGCGGGUCGAUGCUCGGCGGCGAGAUGGGUCUCUUGACCGGCUCGGCGUCCGCCACGAGGACCAUCACCCGCGACCCUGAUUCCCGGCAGCGCAUCGAGGACGCCUUCCGCUUGUUCCAGAUCGACGUGCUCAAGCGCCAGGUGAACAUGUUGGAGCGAGGGCAGGGACAGGGGGAUCGAAUUCGGCGAGGAGGGCGGAGAGCGAGGCUAGCAGCACCUCCAGCUGGGAUAGGCUGA